AGAAGGGCGGAAGCGCGCUCUUUUAAAGUCUGCGCGGGUGUCCUCAUGCCACUUCCGGCGUGGCCAUGGCGGCUAACGCGACCACUAACCCGUCUCAGCUCCUGCCACUAGAGCUCGUGGACAAGUGUAUAGGAUCAAGAAUUCACAUUGUGAUGAAGAGCGAUAAAGAAAUUGUUGGUACGCUUCUGGGAUUUGAUGACUUUGUCAAUAUGGUGUUGGAAGACGUCACAGAAUUUGAAAUUACACCAGAAGGAAGAAGGAUUACAAAAUUAGAUCAGAUUUUACUAAAUGGAAAUAAUAUAACAAUGCUGGUUCCUGGAGGAGAAGGGCCUGAAGUAUGAAUGGAUUUCCUUGUCUCAUGCUAGAUUCUGUCUUUUUUCCCUUAAACCUUUAAUGUUUAGAUUCUAUAUGUUGAAGUUUCCUUUAAAGGGAAACACUUUGAAAUUAUAAUCCAAUUUUAUAAGCUAAUUAUGGUUAUUUUGGGAAAGAGAGAGUUUUGUCUUUUUUUUUUU
Molecule: messenger RNA, 512 nt
Organism: Acomys russatus (golden spiny mouse)
Lineage: Eukaryota; Metazoa; Chordata; Mammalia; Rodentia; Muridae
Gene: Lsm5
Product: LSM5 homolog, U6 small nuclear RNA and mRNA degradation associated
Exons: 5
Coding region: 66-341 (91 amino acids)
Biological process (GO): mRNA splicing, via spliceosome
Cellular component (GO): U4/U6 x U5 tri-snRNP complex; U6 snRNP; Lsm1-7-Pat1 complex
Molecular function (GO): RNA binding
Source: RefSeq, a predicted model, not a curated record